This is a messenger RNA of Rhincodon typus (whale shark), 1359 nucleotides long. RefSeq names its product homeobox protein SIX6. Gene Ontology annotation, cellular component: nucleus; transcription regulator complex. Gene Ontology annotation, biological process: regulation of transcription by RNA polymerase II; eye development. The record is from RefSeq and is a predicted model, not a curated record. The coding region runs from base 198 to 950 and encodes 250 amino acids. Gene Ontology annotation, molecular function: DNA-binding transcription factor activity, RNA polymerase II-specific; RNA polymerase II cis-regulatory region sequence-specific DNA binding. The transcript is spliced from 2 exons. NCBI's taxonomy places the organism in Eukaryota, Metazoa, Chordata, Chondrichthyes, Orectolobiformes, Rhincodontidae.
UUCCCCCUUUUUAACAGCAUCUCAUCAUCGAAACCGCAAAGGAUCUAACCCUGGCACUUGGAGCAUCAAUUUCAUCCUUGGCGUUUGUAAACCUGACUAGAACGCACCGUCUGCAGUGCUUUGCUCAUUGGAGUUCGUUCCGUUGUCUUGGUUUUGCAUUGAUCCAGUUUUGUCUUUUAAAAAAAAAGAGAGAAUCAAUGUUCCAGCUUCCAAUUCUGAAUUUCAGCCCUCAGCAGGUGGCGGGGGUAUGUGAGACGUUGGAGGAGAGCGGAGACAUUGAGCGGCUUGGUCGCUUCCUCUGGUCACUGCCAGUGGCCCCAGCAGCAUGUGAGGCACUCAACAAAAACGAGUCCGUCCUCAGAGCUAGGGCUAUCGUGGCAUUCCACACGGGCAACUUCCGAGAGCUAUAUCAUAUCCUGGAGAAUCACAAGUUCACCAAGGAGUCACACGGCAAGUUGCAAGCCCUUUGGCUAGAAGCACACUAUCAGGAAGCAGAGAAGCUAAGGGGUCGCCCGUUGGGUCCAGUGGACAAGUACAGAGUUCGAAAGAAGUUUCCCCUGCCCAGGACCAUCUGGGACGGAGAACAAAAGACUCAUUGCUUCAAGGAGAGAACGAGGCAUUUAUUGAGGGAGUGGUAUCUGCAGGACCCCUAUCCAAAUCCCAGCAAAAAACGAGAGUUAGCCCAAGCCACUGGACUUACACCUACACAAGUAGGUAACUGGUUUAAGAACCGGAGGCAAAGGGACAGAGCAGCGGCAGCUAAAAACAGGCUGCAGCAGCAGAUUCUGUCACAGGCUUCCGUGCGUUCAUUGAGCGAGGAAGACGCUGCUGUGGAACCACUGGUUGGCGCUUCAAGUCCCGCCGCCAGCUUGUGCAGCGUCUCGGAAAGGAGCAAAGCGGCCACUUCGGCUAUCUCCAUCACAUCGAGCGACAGUGACUGCGACGUCUGAGAAGAGAACCCGGUGCUUGAGGGUGCUUCAAAUUUCAGCACAAUGAGUCCAGUGAACCCAAGCGGAGGACCCCAGUCGCCAGGUCCUUGCAUCAUCCUUUUAGGAAUGGUUUAUUCUGCAUUGACGGCGGAAGGCUUGACGACAACGGUCUUUAAAAUAAAAAAAACUUGUGAUUACCUUUAUUUAAAGGAUACGUAUAGAAAAUAAAUUACCGAAGUGAUGCCUCGACUACCAUUUCUGCCAAGCUGCAAGAUUUUGAGCACCUACCCUGUAACUUCGUGGGUAUUUCAUGUUGAAAGAAGGUGUUAUAUUUUUACUUUACUUUAAAGUUUAUAUAUACAUAUGUUUGUUUAUCUAUUUAAAAGAAUCGUUUUGUUAGCUUUUUGCAUUCUUUGUAUGUUCAUUUGUG